This is a messenger RNA of Penicillium maclennaniae, 909 nucleotides long. RefSeq names its product protoglobin family protein. Gene Ontology annotation, molecular function: oxygen binding; heme binding. NCBI's taxonomy places the organism in Eukaryota, Fungi, Ascomycota, Eurotiomycetes, Eurotiales, Aspergillaceae. The record is from RefSeq and is a predicted model, not a curated record. Bases 1 to 909 code for a protein of 302 amino acids. The transcript has 3 exons.
AUGGAUCCGUACGACUUGGAUCUUGGCCCCGAGCCAAAGCACAUUGAUCGCAAAUCUCUAUACACUAGUCUCGAGGAGAGAAUUAAGUACUUGCACCACUUCCUUGACUUCAAUGCCGACGAUGUUGAAGCCCUCCACAGUGGAAGCAAAUACCUCAAGCAACUCAUCCCUGCCGUGGUCAACCUAGUGUAUAAGAAACUCUUGCAGUACGACAUCACCUCACGUGCCUUCCACACUCAGAACACGGCCGACGAGACUGAGCUUGAGCAAGAUUUUCUACACGAGGAGACCCCUCAAAUCAAACGACGCAAAAUGUUCCUUCGUUGGUACCUCAUCAAGCUAUGCCAGGAUCCUACAUCCAUGGAUUUCUGGAGAUAUUUGAACAAAGUUGGAAUCAUGCACAGUGGCCAAGAGCGCCUACAUUCUCUGAACAUCGAAUUCAUCCACAUUAAUGUGUGCAUUGCGUACAUCCAAGACAUCUUCAUCGAAGCCCUGAUGUCUCACCCCCAGCUCUCCCUUCACCGAAAAAUCGCCCUCGUCCGCGCCAUCAACAAGAUCAUCAUGAUCCAGAACGACCUCUUUGCCAGACACCGCAUCCGCGAUGGCGAAGAGUAUGCCGACGAGAUGUCAGAAUACAGUUUCUCCACGGAGGGGUGGGUGAAUGGUAAGAAGAUUCUGGGUAGCACUGACGACAGCUCUGUCGAUGACGACGGGGCUAGCUUCGUGGGCACCGCGGCUCCAUCAUCACAUAGUGUGGCCCCCUCGACACAAACAGCACACACCAAGGACAGUGGUAACACGAACCACACCACUCGGUCUGCGUAUAGUGUGGAUUCAGAGACCUCGAUUUGCCCCUUUGCGGACCUGGCAAAGAAUGCCGGAACGUCGACGAAAAUUUGGGCCAAUUGA